UCCUCCUUCCACUGCAAGCCGAAGCCCACCAAAUUCAAAUCCCCCGCCGGCUCUCUCUCACCCGAUAUAUAUAUAUAUAUAUAUAUAUACGCUCAAUCCUCUUCCUCGUCGUCCGAGACAUAAAUCCCCUUCUUCCUCCACUGCUGAUUUCCGUUCAGUCCGGCUUGCUCGACCAGCCAUGCCCACGAUUGUGCCACCUGCUUCCCAAGGAGAAGGAAGACGAGGACUGGAGGAGUCGGAGCCGCUGCUGGCGGAGAACCCAGACCGCUUCUGCAUGUUUCCUAUCACCUACCCCUCCAUCUGGGAGUUCUACAAGAAGGCGGUGGCCUCCUUCUGGACCGCAGAGGAGGUGGACCUGUCGCCGGACCUCUCCCAGUGGCAGCACCGCCUCUCCGACGACGAGCGCCACUUCGUCUCCCACGUCCUCGCCUUUUUUGCCGCCUCCGACGGCAUCGUCCUCGAGAACCUGGCCGCCCGCUUCAUGCGCGACGUCCAACUCCCCGAGGCCCGCGCCUUCUACGGUUUCCAGAUUGCAAUCGAGAACAUCCACUCCGAGAUGUACUCCCUUCUACUCGAUACGUACAUCAAGGACCCCGACGUGAAGUUUCGCCUCUUCCACGCGAUCGACACCGUCCCUGCGGUCGCCCGGAAGGCCGACUGGGCCCUCCAAUGGAUUGAGUCUUCCGGCUCCUUCGCCGAGCGACUCGUCGCCUUCGCCUGCGUCGAGGGCAUCUUUUUCUCCGGCUCCUUCUGCGCCAUCUUCUGGCUCAAGAAGCGCGGCCUCAUGCCCGGUCUCACCUUCUCCAACGAGCUCAUCUCCCGUGACGAGGGCCUUCACUGCGACUUUGCUUGCCUCCUUUACGGCCUCCUCCGCAACAAGCUCUCCGAGGACAAGGUCCGGGCUAUCGUUGCCGACGCCGUUGACAUCGAGCGGGAGUUCGUCUGCGACGCCCUGCCCGUCGCACUCGUCGGGAUGAAUGGUGUCCUCAUGAGCCAGUACAUCGAGUUUGUCGCCGACCGCCUGCUCGGGGCGCUGGGCUACGGCAAAAUGUACGGGGUCUCCAACCCUUUCGACUGGAUGGAACUCAUCUCGCUGCAGGGGAAGACCAACUUCUUCGAGAAAAGGGUCGGUGAGUACCAGAAGGCCUCCGUGAUGUCGAGCUUGAAUGGGAAUGGAGGCAUCCACGUGUUCAAGCUGGAUGAGGAUUUCUAAUUGUGGCCGUGGAGUUCCUUCGCUUUGUGAUUUGUUAGUUAAUUUUCUUUUGGAUUUCAGCUAUUUAUUUCGAUCUUAGUGUCUGCGAUUGUUCAUCAUCUGUAUAAAGAAUGAUUCGUGGGGAACGGCUCGUUCCAUGGAUAGAUAGUGUAAUUUCAAUGUUCCCUCUCGAGCGCGAUAUGCUUGAGGAAAUGCCUAGUAGGACGCUUUGAUGGUUA
Molecule: messenger RNA, 1431 nt
Organism: Musa acuminata AAA Group (dessert banana)
Lineage: Eukaryota; Viridiplantae; Streptophyta; Magnoliopsida; Zingiberales; Musaceae
Product: ribonucleoside-diphosphate reductase small chain
Exons: 1
Coding region: 179-1213 (344 amino acids)
Biological process (GO): deoxyribonucleotide biosynthetic process
Molecular function (GO): oxidoreductase activity
Source: RefSeq, a predicted model, not a curated record